Colletotrichum gloeosporioides is the source of this 966-nucleotide messenger RNA. RefSeq lists its product as uncharacterized. Lineage: Eukaryota; Fungi; Ascomycota; Sordariomycetes; Glomerellales; Glomerellaceae. The transcript is spliced from 2 exons. Bases 1 to 966 code for a protein of 321 amino acids. Gene Ontology annotation, molecular function: protein binding. The record is from RefSeq and is a predicted model, not a curated record.
AUGUCCGAGAAGACAUGGUUACGACUACACGAAGAGAGUCAACGCUUAUUAGAAUACGAUCGAGCAUUAUAUUCUACGUGGAAUGUCACUCUCCGACAUAUUCAGCUGCAGAAUCAACAAGCCGCUGAACUCUUUCGACUGUGGGCAUACUUCGAUAAUCAUGAUCUAUGGUUCGAACUGCUACAUGCAGGAGGUCAAAACAAGGAGCCAAUUUGGCUUCAUGGAUUGACGGAAGACAAGCUUAGUUUUGCCGCAGCAAUGAGAGUUAUCUGCGCAUACGGACUAGCAGAACCAUAUGCACAUGGCCACGAAGGCUUAGCAUCAGAAUCGAGAGGAUAUAGUAUGCACACGUGUGUUCAUGCAUGGACGGCACAUGUUCUCAACGCAAUAUCAAGCCCAGAGCUGGCAAACGUAGCAAUACGAUGUAUAACAUCGCACGCUCAUCGUCGCACUGAAGCCGAGUUUUGGCUAGUGCAAAGACGACUCUUGCCACAUGUCGACCGAUUAAUAGCGACAAUCGAUAGAGACGUCGAAUUUAGACCGUCGGUGUGCAAGGUCUUUCACAGUCUUGGCGAGCUCUACUCUGAUCAAGAUCGAUUGGACGAUGCAAAUACCAUGUAUGAACGAGCUCUCCAAGGCCUUGAGAAGGCAGUUGGUCUACACCACAAGGACACACUUGCGAUCAUUAAUAGUCUGGGGCUUUUGUACUCCAAACGAGGGCAGCAAGAGGUUGCACAGGCCAUGCUCGAACGAGCUGUACAAGGCAUUGAGAAAUUAAAAGGGCCAGACCACCCACACACACUUACGGCUAUCUAUAAUUUAGGCGUUAUCUACGCCCGAAGAGGCCAGCUAGAGGAUGCCAAGAUAAUGUAUGAACGGGCUUCCGAAGGCCGUAAGAAGCUAUUGGGGCCAGAUCACCCGGAGACAUUGUCGCCGAUCCACAGUAUGGGCUUACUCUACCAUUAA